This is a messenger RNA of Triplophysa dalaica, 807 nucleotides long. RefSeq names its product mediator complex subunit 31 (gene med31). The coding region runs from base 133 to 543 and encodes 136 amino acids. Lineage: Eukaryota; Metazoa; Chordata; Actinopteri; Cypriniformes; Nemacheilidae. Gene Ontology annotation, molecular function: transcription coregulator activity. Gene Ontology annotation, cellular component: mediator complex; core mediator complex. The transcript has 4 exons. The record is from RefSeq and is a predicted model, not a curated record. Gene Ontology annotation, biological process: regulation of transcription by RNA polymerase II.
GGCAAAUAUGGCGUCAGCGUAAAUCUUACCAGACAAAACGGGAAAUGUUCUGUUAGUAAUCCGUCCUUAAAUCUGUGUAGAUAUUCAACAUUUCCAGCGUAUUUUACCACGUUUGCUCUUCAGUCGUCUGCCAUGGCUGGCGUUAUGGAAACAGAGGAACAGGCGAGAAACCGUUUCCAGCUGGAGUUGGAGUUUGUUCAGUGUUUAGCAAACCCAAACUACCUUAACUUUUUGGCUCAAAGGGGUUACCUGAGAGAGAAGCCUUUCGUGAAUUACUUGAAGUAUCUGCUUUACUGGAAAGAGCCAGAUUAUGCUAAAUUCCUAAAGUAUCCUCACUGUCUGCACAUGUUAGAGCUGUUGCAGUACGAACACUUUCGGAAAGAACUGGUGAACGCUCAGUGUGCCAAGUUCAUAGAUGAGCAGCAGAUCCUGCACUGGCAGCAUUACUCACGGAAGCGAACACGUCUGCAGCAGGCUCUCGCAGAACAGCAGCAACAACAGCAGCCGCAGGCUCCACCACACAGCAACGCAACCUCCAAGUGAAGUGAUCAACACGCUCCGUCUGUGUUUCAGAUAGGGAUUUUUGUAAAUAGAAGCAAGUGGGGUUUUUUAGUUGUAGUUAAAAUCAGGCUUGGACUGUCGGAAUGCUCUCUAUAGGCCCAUAAUGUUGUGUGUUUGUAAACCACUUGGAUGAAACGUCAGAGAAAUGAAUUCGGUAAGAUGAGGCUGAUGAAAUUGCCUUUCAGCAGGUUUUUUUUUUUUUUUUAACAGUCUUAUGUAUUGGAAAAUAAAUAAUUGAUCAACUUG